Exophiala dermatitidis NIH/UT8656 is the source of this 640-nucleotide messenger RNA. RefSeq lists its product as uncharacterized. The record is from RefSeq and is a predicted model, not a curated record. The transcript has a single exon. NCBI's taxonomy places the organism in Eukaryota, Fungi, Ascomycota, Eurotiomycetes, Chaetothyriales, Herpotrichiellaceae. The coding region runs from base 1 to 369 and encodes 122 amino acids.
AUGGACAAAGAACAGCCGGACUCGCCCAGCAUUUCCAAUUAUGACGACGACGACCUGUCCAUGGAGGCGUUGCUAAAGAGAAUAGACGACUUCCAGAGGAGGGAGGAAUUGAUUACGAUCGAGAGACUGGAGAAAGAGAUUUCGUCAUUACGAUAUCAGAUUUCAUGCCACCAGAGAAGUCUGCACGUCACCUUUAAUUUGCUGCAAGAAGCCUUUGAUGCAGCCGUCCUUAUUAAGACAGCCCUCCAGACAUGCGAUGAAGAGGAAGAAAUGGCCAAUGCAGAUUGGCUAGCUUUUUGGGGAAUCCAUAUCGAGACUCGGUCAGCUCUAGAGUAUCGACCGAUGGAGUGGCCUCAGGAAUGGAUCUAGCGACGACAGAGGGUCGAAAUCAAGUGUCGGCUUCAAAUGUACCCGCAGACGAUCAGAUCUCAGUUCAAUGACGAUAUGAUUUCCAUGGCCUAAGCGCAAAUAAUUCAUUAAGAACACCUUCGGGCUUCGUCAGUUUCUAGCAUCGAGGGUUAAGGUACUUUUUCAAACGAUAUUCUCAAAAUGCUUUGAAGUUGGUGAAUUUACUGGCCUGCCGAUUGUACAAAAUGCCCUAAGACGGUAACUCCUUAAUCGUACCCGAUUGCCAAACUAC